AUUUUAUUUUCUGUUCUGUUACUCGUUUGAAAUAGUGUCUGUGUCGGAUCGGUAUCUAAAGUUGGUACCUACAUUAAUUUCUAUUUACCUGAACUGAAGUUACGAUGAAUUCAAAACAAAUGAUUCGACGUACUUGUAAAGAUAGGUACCUACUUGACAUUCAAAUUAUUUUUAAAUGUUGCCCGAGCUGCAUAAAUUCAUUAAAUUAUUUCCAUUGAAAAAAAAAUUUAAGUUAUUAGAAUGGCUGAUCCUCCACCUCAUUCCACUUGAAGAACUGAGGACUUAGUGCCAUCAUUCAGCUUGAUUUCCAUAUUAUAUCUAUAUUUUCCAAAUGACACCGAAAACCUUUUGGAUCUCUCUUUAUGGCACGCUUCUGUUAUCUUUUGUGAUUUGUUCUCAUAAAAAAUUGAGACGUGAUAGACCACCUGUUCGGAUUAGCGAUUGGUUCACUCCAGGUUUCACUGAAGAAAUCGAAGAAGAAAGCUCAACCACUCAAAAGACAACACCUACAUGGAUGUUCGUCCAUCGACGACGAUCGUAUUGGACCAGCGUCGGAUUCGAAAAGAUCUCAACUACUGACACAUUUGUCGACAAAACCAUGAUGUUGGAGAGAUUCUUCGAAACCUAUCCAUAUCACAUAGUGACCUAUCCGUACAAAUUUGGUAAAACUAUCAACAUCGAUAUGAUCUAUCGAUUCGUCGGCAUCGAGUUAAAUGAGACAAGAAGACCCUUGGAAAAAGAAUUCACAUCGAGUUACUCGUUAUUCGCAAACCAAACGGAGAUAGGUAAAAAGCGCAAAGAUAUAAUACAAAACCAUCUGGCAGAGUAUCCAGUUUUAUACUUGAACUUGAUAGGAUUUUACAUAGGAUUGGGUCAUUCGAAUGAAAGAAUGAACAGUAUGGGCGAUAUAUUGAAACGAUGCAUCGUUGAAUACGAACCUUUAUUGGAUUCGGAAUUAGUUCAAAACAAUCAAACUCAUGCUGAAAAUUUCGAUUUCAUUAGGAAAGCUAUCGAUAAAGAAUUAACUUACGUUGACAUUAUGAACAGUUUGUACGAGUUUUCUCGCAUACUCCAUAAUCAUUUUAAUAAAAAGGUCGUCUUGUUGAUCGACGAUUUCGAUUUCCCUUUUAAUAGCGCCGUCAAUAAAGGUUUCGGGUACGAGUUGGUCGAUCUAUUGGUCAUCAUGUUGGAUAGAAUGUUCCAUCCUAGUGACGACCAAUGCCACGUGGGUUAUGCUCUGAUCACUGGAUUUAGUCAUACGAUGGCUACUUUGAUCAGUACAAAGGUUCCGGAAAUUAGGCACCUCGAAGCUUUUGAAAAUCACGUAUUCGCUCCAUUCUACGGUAUUACUGAUGAAGAACUGGCAGUCUUAUUGAUGGGUCAUUCAAAUCUAACCGACGCAGAUAGGAUAAAUAUACCUAGAUGUUAUCAGGGAUAUUUGAUCCGCGACACGAAUCGGUCAAUCUACAACACUUUCUCGAUCAUCGAACAAAUCAAAAAAGACUGUAUGGGGUGUAACAAUUCUUGGUACAACAAUCAAUCAUUUUGUUUCACUUUCGUCGAGUUCUUGAAUAAUAAGCAAAUCUACGAAUACAUGUUGCGAUUGAUUUUCUCGAACGUGAUUGAAAUCCGGUUACUUCCUUGCAUCGGAUUGGAAGAUUUGAACGAUCUGUGGAGAAUCGAACGAGCGCAGAAGAGUCCUUGUGAUUUUGAUCCACGAGUGCUUUUCUCGUUCUUCUUCGAAUACGGUUACUUGAGCUACACUGGUCGAGAUAAUUGGUACAGGGUGCCCAAUACAGAAAUAUCGGAAGGUUUCAAGCAGUCUAUGAUGAAAUUCUAUGACUCGAUACUUUGUCAAGGGGAAAGUAGGCAGAAAUGGUAUGAAAAAUACGCGUUAAGAGAGAUUUUUAAAGCCAAAAGUGUGACCAAUGAAAUGUUGAUCCAUUUUCAAAACGCAUUGAAGAAUUUAAUUCGAACAAGUGAAAGCUUUUAUACAACUCGACAUGCAAAUUUAUUCCAUUACCAAGCUUUAAUUGAUUACAACGCGAGGAAGGAUUUGGCAAAUGGGACUAUUAGAUCAGUGGUUUAUAAUGAAUCCGUAGAGCAACCCGUUCAUAUUGUUAUGAUCAGUUUUCAAUCCAUCAUGGCACUUUGCAUUGGGCUAACGGAGAAUGGACCUGCUGAAAGUACUCUAGAAUAUUUGUAUCGUUAUUCGAUCACUUAUGAGACCGAUCUGCCUGCCAAAAUGAUCAAAUAUAUAGGAAUUAGUUUUAACCAAAAUAAAAAUGCAGAUGCGCUUAAAAUGGCCUAUGAUUGCAGAGGUCAUAUUGAUGCUGAAAAUUAUCAAGCGUUGUUGGCUACGGCUACUCCAUCAACGGCUGCGAAAAGAAUAGGAAGGAAUUCUAGAUACAAGAUUAAAAAAUCACUUGAGAAAAAUGAGAGAGAUGUUUCGGUUUGAUUUUAAGCAAUCACCCAUAAGAAAGGGAAUAGUUCUGCAAUAAUGGGGGUUCAACCUAAAAAUAUAUAAAUAAUUCAAGUUCA
Messenger RNA from Planococcus citri (citrus mealybug), 2541 nucleotides. RefSeq lists its product as uncharacterized. Bases 332 to 2458 code for a protein of 708 amino acids. The transcript has a single exon. The record is from RefSeq and is a predicted model, not a curated record. NCBI's taxonomy places the organism in Eukaryota, Metazoa, Arthropoda, Insecta, Hemiptera, Pseudococcidae.